Penicillium soppii is the source of this 1476-nucleotide messenger RNA. RefSeq lists its product as uncharacterized. The record is from RefSeq and is a predicted model, not a curated record. Lineage: Eukaryota; Fungi; Ascomycota; Eurotiomycetes; Eurotiales; Aspergillaceae. Bases 1 to 1476 code for a protein of 491 amino acids. The transcript has a single exon.
AUGAAUGCCCGUAGGGCAAGACUUGAUUGCAGUAAUCCACAUUCGCAGUUCUUCUCGGCAUCGCAGAGCCUACGGCGCGCAAAACACCAUGAUUCCACUUCUUCGUCACCCUACGAUAAUCCAGAGUCAUUCGAGUCCACUCAAAGCGAAGAUCGGUCUAUCUUCAACGCCAUCAGAGUCGUGACACCAGAUGGACCUAGCACUCGUUUCUAUGGCUCACUCUCCCAAGAGAACCCCGUCCACGAGCAAGGAUUAGCGGUAAAUAUGGCUAGAUUCGUUCCUACAGACCCACCAGAGCCACCUACUGUCCAGAAGAUACUCAGAAAAAGACAGACAGCGGCAGAAAAGCGUGGUGAUCGCACCAAGAUGCUCUCUGAUCAGUAUUCGCACACCACCCAUCGACCAAAGCCCUGCAACAAACCAAUAGAACCUCACUUCGCUCAAUGCCUGCAUCGCAAAGCUGUCUCCCUCGGCGCCACUGAUAGCUCUCGUGGUCCGACAUGGUCUGGGAGCAUGCAUCCUGCAAUAACCCCGGUCCAGCCUCGAUACCCACCACCAGAAAGAAGCACCACACCACCUGGUCUUCCCUCUUUCGGUUCGCCAGAGGCGAUGCGCUACUCUGCUCGGUUUCUGAUGCGAGACAAUGGCACAUGUGCACAUGCGAACACGCACGGCCCUAGUAAUACCCACUGCAGCAGCUCAUACGGCGAAGCUCUAAGGCGUUUUUUUGGUCUUCCAGCAUCGACUCCGCGUAUCGAUGUACGCUCUGUGACUGGGAUUGGGAGAGCUGAGGAUGGCACGAUGGUUCAGGGUCGGUUUCCUUAUCGACAAAGCGGCCAUGGAACGAAUGUCGUUCGACAGUUGCAUGAUCACCCGUUCCAUCAUCGUAUUCCUGUCGCCCGUCAUGAAGCCGUGGACACUGAUCGCGAUCCUUAUAUCGAGGCUGCACACGCAAAGCAUGCCGGUAUAGGUCUUUGUCCAAGGCGUCCACAGUCCUUCAAUACUCAGCCGAGACGACGCUCGCUGACUCCCGGGGGUGGCUUCUCGUUUCCAUCGAGCCCGACAUCUGCUGUGGUGGCUCGUUCGCGUCCACCUAGGGCUGUUGCGCUUUUAGGUCUCCCAAGAAAUCUGUCUGCACCAGAAGGGCUCUCUAGGACGGCGGGUACACGCCCGGUGGAAUCUCCCGCUCAAGAGCCCAGAGAUGCUGCAGACCAUUUUCCUUCGACUUCGUCCCGGCUGCGUGCGGUCCUUUCGGCUGCCCGUGUAAGUGGUCUCAAUGGAGAUCAUUCGGACCAAGUCCCUCAUACACGAAAGCCCAUUCUUUCGAGCCUCGUUAGUUCGAUUAAAGCCCAGCCUUGUUCCUAUUGUUGCUUGGGCUGGCACCAAGAGCCCGACGAUUCUCUUGGUGUGACCAGCUCUCGUGACACAUAUACAACCGCCAGGAGUCAGGUGUCGCCUAUAGCAUGUCAGGUUUGA